AAUUAAAUGAUGAACAUAGUUUUGUUUUUCAGAAUAUGGUCUCCCUGUUGACAGUAAUCUGAAAAAGUCAUUUAAAGAGGUGUAUGGAAAAGUUCUACAUAAGUAUGGUUUCACAAUUGGCUUGUGGAGAAACAGCACAACUUGCUAUGGAGGAGUUGUACACAUAUGGUAUACUAAAGAGGGAGAUAUUUUAGCAGAAGAACUAUUCAGUCAAAAAGAUGUCCGUGAAGAGUUGAAACAAAAACAUUUAUUCUGCAUGUCAUUGAAUGAGAACAGGAAAGUGGUAAAAGAGUGGUUAGCAGAUUGUUUAUGUCCGCAGCCUUGUGAGAUAUAUUUAGACAAGGAUAGUUAUGAUUCAAACAAGUUUUGUGUUUUUCAAGAAGAAAGAAAUAAGUCUAAAGAAGAGAAGGAAAAGGAGAAGUUGUUAUUCCUUAAAGAGUGCCAGUUACGAGGCACGCAUCGGGAGUUGUGUAUGUACAAAUGGCAAUCCUAUAAACAAAAUCAGAGCAAACAGUCUUUUGAAAGAAUUGACAAAUCAAGGUUUGAACCUGUCAGCAAGGUUCCUAUUCAGCCAGGGUUGUUUAAAGGCACGUAUGGUGGACAUGGCACUGAAAUUGUUCAUUUGUACUAUGAUUCUGGUGGAACUUGUGGCCAUGGUCAAAAAAUAUCAGGUGACCCAAACGUUCCCUCAGGUGAAGUAAGUCUAAGAUUUAAUAUAGCCAAUCAUAUGGUGCUAGACAAAGAACAGCAACAGUUUCACGCUCUCAGACAAGAGGAGUUGGACGAUGAAGUGAAAUCUGCCUUCAAUCAUGAGAAAAUGUUGCAACAACCAUUCCUUAUGCCAUCUGAUAUACAUAUUGAUGACAGAAAUGCUGUCUGUCCAAAAUUCUGUAUAGCAAGAUUUCUCGGCAAGGGUACGGUAUCACCUAUGGGGUAUAGACAUCCAUCGUUGAUCAAUGUACAUUUUAUUGUGUUCGAUGAAAACAAAUUUGGUGUUCUAUGGAUAGAUCUUCACUCUUUCUCAUUAUUUUCACGAGUAGAAGAAACCUUUCCAGCUUUGAGAUGAUAGUGAAUGAGAGAAAAAUCAUCAGAGAUGCAACAAAUACUUCUUUUUAUUGAAAUCAAAUACAUUUUUGCCAAAAAGAAACAAUUUUUCCCCCAAAAAGAAAUACUUUUUUCCUAAAGAUAAAUACUUUUUCCUAAAAGGAAAUACUUUUUCCUAAAAAAAUAAAAUACUUUUUCCUAGAAAGAAAUACUUUUUUUUCCAAAAUAAAAUAUUUUUUCCCAAAAAGAAAUAACUUUUCCUAAAAAGAAACACUUUUUCCCAAAAUUUGCAUACUAAAAGUACAAAAAUAAAACUCCUUAAAAGUUUCAUUGUCAUAUUUUUGUUUGUCUUUCAAGUUUAUGCAUUUAUUUUUCUGCCUAUCUUUCCAAAACCAUUGAUAUCUAUUUUAGAUUUUGAAAUUUUAAUGCAAAUUGUUGGUUCAGAUAUAGUUUUACAUAUUGGUUACUUGAACUUCUGUGAUAAAAUUUUGAUAUAAUUUUUAAAGUUUAUUUGUUGUUAAUUAUAAUUGCAUUUUAUAUACUUACUUUAUACUUUAUUAAGUGAUAUACAGGGAAUCUUUUUAAUAUACAGACAUAUGAUAUUUUCAUUGUUUAACAACCAGGCUAUGUGCAUAUAGACUUUAUAUUAAACUUCUGUUUUUUUAUGCCCAGUUUGAGUGUGCAUAUUUUUUUUGAUAAAUUGUCUGUUAAUUAUUUAUACAAUUUAUUGUCACUCCAACACUUAAUAAGAUUGUUUUAAUUCCUCACACACUUCUUAAUUUAAUUUAUUUCACAAUCUCCUCCCCGCUUUCCACCGACCGCUACCCACACUGUCCCCCCCCCCCCCCCCAUAAACACACAUUUAUCUUAUCAUCGUGUCAUCAAUAUUACUUUGAUAUUAGUAUAGUAACAUGUAUUGUGGCGCAAUGUUUUAUUCUUGCUCUAGAGGCGUUCGUGAUAGAGUAGUAAAAAAUAAUCCAGCUGGCUUAAGGAAGGCAGAUGGUCCUACCCAGGUGUAGGCUUGUGCCUGAAAAAUAAAUGCAGUGUAUGGCACUGAAAGUCUUUUUUCUGGGCCUGUGACCAUGUUAAGAUUUAAGGUUCAAAAUUAAAAACUCAAAUAUUCUCCAUUGUGUAUGUCAUAGAUUUGAUAUUCAAUUUUAAUUUGACACAUGUGGACUUGAAAGAGCAAGUUGAUGAAAUUAUUUUUGAAAAAUUAUUAUUACAAGAGCAUUUUAUAGUUGAAUUGAUAAUACAGUAAAAUUCUAUUUUAGAGAAAAAAAUGAGACUUCUUCAUAAAUUGAAAGUAGCCGUGUACUUAAAACUUUAUAAAUGUAACAAUUAUCUGAUGCCAAACAGCGUUACAAACAUGCAGUAUUAGAUUUAAACAUAAUUAUUCAUGUAUCUUUGUUACAUAUUAUAAGAUAAAUUCUUGUUAAACCAGUACAGUAUUAAGGAAAUUACUUGUGUACCUUAAUUUUGUUAUCAUUUGCUAAAAGAUGUAUAAUGAUCUGAAUUGCCAAUUUUGAAGAAU
This is a messenger RNA of Ruditapes philippinarum (Manila clam), 2575 nucleotides long. Its product is annotated as F-box only protein 31-like. NCBI's taxonomy places the organism in Eukaryota, Metazoa, Mollusca, Bivalvia, Venerida, Veneridae. The coding region runs from base 257 to 1066 and encodes 269 amino acids. The record is from RefSeq and is a predicted model, not a curated record. The transcript is spliced from 8 exons.